This is a messenger RNA of Nilaparvata lugens (brown planthopper), 811 nucleotides long. Its product is annotated as protein-lysine methyltransferase METTL21D-like. The transcript has 2 exons. Lineage: Eukaryota; Metazoa; Arthropoda; Insecta; Hemiptera; Delphacidae. Bases 385 to 756 code for a protein of 123 amino acids. Gene Ontology annotation, molecular function: protein-lysine N-methyltransferase activity. Gene Ontology annotation, cellular component: cytosol; cytoplasm. The record is from RefSeq and is a predicted model, not a curated record. Gene Ontology annotation, biological process: peptidyl-lysine methylation.
GUUAUGUUUUGAUUGUUAUCACUUUUUCAAAAUAUUAAAUGUCAUUUGGGCUUAGGAAUAAUAUAGUAAAAAAAACUAGUUACUUUUUAGUUAUUCUAGUUACUAGUUAACUUGAUUUUCUGAUAGUGUAAUAAAUUCGUUGCUUUGUAGAUAGUUUUUGAAAUGAAUCCAAAAUAUUGCUGACUGACAAUUUUAUUAUUGAAUUUAUUUAAAAAAAGAAUAGUUGUUUAUUGACGGUUUUGGACUUAAAGUUGGUCUGAUUUGAAAUUAACUUAGACUUUUUUAAUUUUUAAGUUACUGUUUUCUUUUAGAAAUACAAUUUUUAAAUAUAAACUUGAAAUUUUGAUACUUUUACUGAUAGAAAUUGAUGAAAUUAAUUUUACGAUGUCGGAAGGCACUUUUACAAGAGAAGUUGAAUUAAAUUCUCUUGGAUUGACUCUCAAACUACGACAACAUUUUGUAGGAGAUGUAAGUUGUGUGGUAUGGGACGCCUCUAUUGUUCUGGCAAAAUAUUUAGAGAGACUCUACAGUGAACAAAAAAAGAAGUUUUCCCAACUCAAUAUCCUGGAGCUUGGAGCUGGUUUAGGAUGUGUCGGCUUAACUGCAGCUUGUCUAGGAGCAAAUGUGACAGUGACUGAUUUACCAGAAGUUUUGCCAGCAUUGCUCUCAAAUAUUGAGGAUAAUAAAAGUAUUUGGAAGAAGAACGGGGGGAAAAUUAAAGCCAAGCCCAUUGAUUGGUCCUCAAGUUGUCUCUAGAGGAUGGGACAUGCCUGAUCUGAUAGUGUUGGCAGAUUGUGUUUACUAUCCAGAG